CCCAGUUUCACUCCUCUGUCAGGUCCUUCUGCCCAGACACUGAUGACGAGUUUCCUUUCUCACCCACAUUGGGAGUCCAGAUCCUGCCUAAUCAACAGAGUCCUUGUUCAUGGCUGCUGGAUAGAAAUUCCAACCACCAGCACCACCGCCUACAACUCAGACGCCCCAGAUCCGAGAUGGGGGCGAUGGCUCCGUGCACGCUGCUCCUGCUGCUGGCGGCCGCCCUGGCCCCGACCCCGACCCGCGCGGGCUCGCACUCGCUGCGGUAUUUCUACACCAUCGUGUCCCGGCCCGGCCUCGGGGAGCCCCGGUUCAUCGGUGUGGGCUACGUGGACGACACGCAGUUAGCAUGCUUCGACAGCGACGCGGAGACUCCGAGAGUGGAGCCGCGGGCGCCGUGGGUGGAGCAGGUGGGGCCGGAGUAUUGGGAGGAAAUCACACAGAGAGCCAAGGACCAUGAGCAGAUUGCCAGAGUGAACUUGAGGACCGCGCUCCGAUACUACAACCAGAGCGAGGGCGGCUCUCACACCAUCCAGGCGAUGUACGGCUGUGACGUGGGGUCGGACGAGCGCCUCCUCCGCGGGUACAGUCAGGACGCCUACGACGGCCGCGAUUACAUCGCCCUGAACGACGACCUGACGACGUGGACAGCGGCGGACACGGCGGCGCAGAUCACCCGGCGCAAGUGGGAGCAGGCUGGUGUUGCAGAGAGACGGAGGGCCUACCUGGAGGGCGAGUGCGUGGAUUCCCUGCGCAGACUCCUGGAGAUCGGGAAGGACGACCUGCAGCGCACAGAUCCACCAGAGACACAUGUGACCCAUCACCCCAGAUCUCAAGGUGAUGUCACACUCCGGUGCUGGGCCCUGGGAUUCUACCCUGCUGACAUCACCCUGACCUGGAAGAGAGGUGAGGAGGAGCAGACACAGGAAAUGGAACUGGUGGAGACCAGACCUGCAGGGGAUGGAAGCUUCCAGAAGUGGGCAGCUGUGGUGGUACCUUUUGGAGAGGAGAUGAAAUACACAUGCCAUGUGCAGCAUGAGGGUCUGCCUGAACCCCUCACCCUGAGAUGGGAGCCACCUCAGUCCAUCCCCAUCAUGACCAUUGUUGGUUCUGUCCUUGGAGCUGUGGUGAUCUUAGAUUUUAUCAUUGGAGGUGUUAUGAUGUGGAUGAGGAAGAACACAGUCAACCUCCCUAAUUCAGCAAACAGGAUAGGACAUCUCCAUCCAACCAGCUCCACGCUGCCCUGAGCUACAGACAUCAUUUCCCCACUGAAAAUAAGUAUCUGUACAUGAACUUCAUUGUUCAAGUUCUUCACCUCAUGUUUGAUUGGUGGGUAAAUGAAAGAGUGAAUUAUUAAAUUUUUGUGAAGGAAAUAACUAGCAGCAUGGAGAACCUUCUGGAAUCUAUGUUCCUUGUGCUGUGAGUAUUCGGCGGGACAGUGUGGUGAUAUAUUGUAUACUCUAAUAAAUUAGCCUGAUAAUCAGAGGACAGAGCCAGCCACUAAAUUAGACAUAGAGAUCAGGCACUGGUGGCACACAUCUUUAAUCCUAUCACUCUGGAGGCAGAGAUCCAUCUGGAUCUCUGGGAGUUCAAGGUCACACUGGGCUACAUGAGCUGAUCCAGCCUAGGAGAGAAACAGAGCCAGGCAGUGGUGGCACAUACCUUUUAUCCCAGUACUGGGAAGCACACAUGCCUUUAAUCCCAGGAAGUGGCAUUGCUGGACAGAGAACAGUAUAAAGGUGUGAGGAGAUAGAAUCCAAAGGCAGUUCAGCUGAGACCCGUUCAGGUGAAGACUGGGAGGAUUUCAGUCAGAGGAUUCAUGGAGCUGGUGAGGUGAGACAUGGCUGUAGCUUGCUCUACUUCUCUGAUUUUUUCAGCUUUUACCUCAAUAUCUGGUUCAGGGUUUAAUUUUUUAGUUAAAAGACCAUUUAAGAAUUCAAACAACAGGACAGGAUGCAGCUGUGGGAGCUGAGUGUAAACAGUGCUGUGCCCAGAUGUGGCUCAUAGGGGGUGGGCUUUGAUGUGGUCACACCUCAGCUCUGUCACCUCCUGGAUCUGGUCUCCACAUCUGUUGUAGAACACAUGCUGACAGGGCCUGCGAUCUAACUUGGCCAGGCCAGGUCCUGUGUCCAGGAUUAUGAGCAGCCAGGGCAGCAGUGGCAGUCAACCUGGGCUCCUUCCAGGCCGUGGCUCUCCUCCCUAGUUUCUGGGAAGGACAAGGCCUGUUUCUAUUCAGAUGGUGCUGGUGUCCUACCUUGGGGCCCAAGGGUGACAGUCUUGGGCUCAGGGUCCAGAGACACUGCCCUGGGUGGGUGGGGAAAGAGGCUCCUCUUGCUGCUCUGAGAGCAAAGCUGUAAGAAAGCCAUUGCACACCUUUAAUCCCAGCACAUGGGAGGCAGAGGCAGGUGAAUCUCUAAUUUCUAGGCCAGUCUGCUCAUAGUGAGUUCCAGAACAGCCAGAGCUACAUAGAGAGAUCCUGUCUCAAAACAAAAACAAAACAAACAAACAAGCAAAAAAGUCACUGCAACCCCAGGAAAUCUUCAGAGGGCUCAUACCUUGACUUCCUUGAGGAUCCUGAUGGGGACUUGAGUGUGCCAGACCCUCAGACCCAACCACAGAUUGGGUAGGGACAAUGGCAGUGAGGGACCCUGAGAAAUAGCUACAGUUAGGUAGAGGUGAGGAGGUGAGGGGCAGCUGCAGAUGGGGUAACUAGAAAGCCACAAUAGGCUAGAGCUUUCAGAAAGCCUGUUGGCAAGAUCCUAAACAUUUUCACCAAAGAAACCACAUGCCUUUGAGGAGAUGUGUUUAUUCCCAUUCAGAUGUUAUACCAUGUAUGUGGGUGUGAACCAUCACAGGAUAGCCCACAAAUACACACAAUGUCAUGAUUCAUUUAGUAGUUAAAAAGGAGCCUGCACAAAGGCCUGCUGACCUGCAAAGGAGCCACCAAACCCAGAGACCUCUUGGUGCACCAAAUACAGCUCACCCAGGCAAAGACAAAACAUUCAGAGAAAACCUCAGGAGACUGAGAGGCCUUAGGCAGACCCCAGGAGGGGAAGGAGGGGAAGUGCAGCCCCAGGACCAUUCUUGGGUCCCAGAGCCCACCUGCAGGUUCUUGCCUUCACUGUGACAAUUCACAUUUCUUAGAUCCUGCUCCUUCCCACUAGAACCCCAAUCUGAACAUUUGUCCUGGUGGCUCACAAGGGGCAUGCUUGGCUACUAGCGCUGGGGACAGGCUGGGCGGGGAACUGGGAGGGGACCUGCAUGGCAUGUCCCACCACCUGACACUUAAACCUUCAGGCCUGGGACUUAGAGUCCUGGAGCAAGAUUCCUGCUUUAGUCAUUUACCAAGAAGUCAUUGAGAAAUGAAAUACUGAGUGACCUGGACCAGGUGGGACCAGGGAUCCACAAGCACACAGUUAGCUCUGAGUUUGUGAGCUCACUGGAGCUGAGAGGUCCUUGGUGCAAGACUGGCAGGCCAACCAGAAGCCCUGGAUGCAGUCAGACUGGGGCACAGAAUUCUGGGAUUGAACUGGAGAGGAGACAGCCUCCUGUUGCCAGGUGGGAGGAGACAAGCUUUGCUGUGAAUUCUCAUUCUGGAGCUCUGUGCCUUCUCAAUGCAGCAAACACAGUGAGGCCAGCAGCAGCAGCACCUGAUGGAGAGCCUCAGAGUCACUGGGAUCUUGCUCUCUGUGGCUCUUGGGGACUUGUCACCAAGGUCUCCUGGUCCUGUGUAACAGGGCUGCUCUGAGGCAACACCUACCCUCCACCCUGCCAGGAGAUGACCCCACACUGGCACUCAGUCUGCAGAUCAACCAGAGCUCCAUUCUGAGUUGCCUGGUGUGCUUUGGCAUCACCACCUGCAUCCAGUGCCUAAACUGCCAUCUCAUGGACCGGAUGCAGGAGCUACCAAGGCAGGUGCACCAGCCCCACCCCACAACUCCACCUGCCACUGUGGCUUCAACUUGUCCCACAUUUUGCUAGCCAGCACCUCACAGCCAGAGAGGAUGAGGACCACCUAGAACUGCCUACUACAGUUGGGAAUUUCCCAGAGGCCUGCCCAGAGAAGAUUCCUCCCAGGGUCCUGGGGAAGAUGCUAUGUCCAAUCUGGGGUUAUCUGAGGGAAAAGAAUCUAUGUACACCAUGCUCUUUCAUCUGUUUACUUUAUUUCUCUAAGACGAAAUUCUAUCUAUACAGCUUCAGCUCCAUCCUCACAUUCAGCUCCUCUCUGUACCUCCUUUUCCUGUCUUCUCAUAGUCCUAAUUAAGCUCCUAUGCUUUCAACCUCAUCUUUAUCCUCUGUUCCUUUCUCUUCCAUCUCUCCUUCCUUGCUCCUUACUCCUGGCUCUGAGAAACUCUGCCUCCUCUCUUCUCUCUGGCCACUUGUUCUGCCUGACCCAGAAAUUCCCGCUCCAGUCUUUACUGCAUAUGGUUAUGCAAAAAGCCCUAUUGUCCUGAGGCAAUAGCUCUGCAGUGCUACUAGGCCUGAAGGCAAGGGAUGGUCUGAGCUUCAUUUGCACAAGAAACAAAGCUCUGCAUCUACAGUCCCUUCCACAGUCAACCUUCCUGGUCCAGCAGACAGGAGGGGACAUCUCCAUCCUGUCACCUCCACGAUGCCCUGAGCUGCAUCUCCUGACUUCCCAACUGAAAAUAAGAAUCUGAAUGUCAACUUGAUUGUUCACGUCCUUGACCUGAGAGAUUGGCGGGUCAAGUUAAAGGAGAGGAUCCUGAAAGUGUGAUGGAGACAAUGAAUGGCAGCUUGGAGAACCUUCUAGAAUCUGUGUUUGCUGUCCUGAGUGUCAGGGGGACAGGAGGAGUGUGUGGGAGCUGAGGGAGGAUGGGGCUGUGCCAUGGGGAGCUCAGUCCAUGUGUGAAUUGUUGUGGUCAGUCCUCAGCUAUGUCCUCCUGGACUCUUGUCCUUGUCACUUAGUAUAACCACGUCCUGACAGAGUCUGUGAUCACAGGGACACUGGGAUGACAGAGCCUUGUCCUGUCCCCAAGAUUGUGAGCAGCCAGGGCUGGUGUGACAGGUCAGCCUGGGCUCUGACCUGGACAUGGCUCUUCACCCCGUCUUCUCUGCUUAUUUCUUGUCUUUUUAGUUUGAAUGGAGGACUAGGCCUGUUCUUGUUCCUGUGAGUGGUGCCUGUCUCAUCCCCCUUUGGGGUCCCUGAGUGACAACAAGAGGAGGCAUUUUCCAUCCUGGUCCCCUCAAGUCCCCUGCACACAGGAGACUGUGGCCUGAGAUGAACUUCAGUCUCCUGAGCUCCUGCCUCCUUCCAGGGAUGUUGCCUGGAGUUUCUCCCAUUUUCCAUCUUUGAGAAUCUCACUCCUGUCUGUAGGAUCAGCAGAGAGGACUGGUUUGGGGUGUUUACCCACCACCCCCACAGUUCCCCAGAGUUUUCUUGAGUGCGAGCAGCAGGAAAUAUUAGAUAGAAGGAUUUAUUGUGGAGAAUCUUGCGGAGAUAAACAGAUAGAAAAUAAAGGAUAGCCUCGAGAGGGCCUGGAACCUUUUCCCAUGGGCCCGACUGUCUCUGCCCCAGGGUUUUUAUAGAGAUGCCAAGGGGUGGAGCAAAAGACCUCCUCCCCCAGCACAGCCAAGUGCAGACCAUCCCAGACACCUGCACUCAGGCCCGUGGUCCUAAUUAUCCUCUAUGCGGACCUGCUGGGUAAAGCCAUGAGGAACCCGAGAACGGGCUCCCACAGGUCCCCCUUUCUUAAUGUAUAAAAAAUAACUAUUAAUGGCUUACAGCAAUCUCCAUAGCUGUUACACCUCCCAAUAUGGGAGUAGAGGAUGAUAAAGAUGGCAUUUCUCUUUUGAAUUAGGUCCAAGGUGACUACAGCAGUCUUAGCUGCUUCAAGCCCUUUCUAAACCAAAAACUCUUAAGGCGACUACAAACUUAAAGAAUCCCUUAGCUUCAUCAUUACCAUUAACAGGUUAACAUAAAUAUUGCUAUACAUAGUCACAAUUCUCAGUCUUACAACACAAAGCAAACUCCCAACAGAACCAUUUGAAUUAGCAUAUAUGGUGCUAUAUAUAGUUAACAAUUUUCUCCGUCUUACAACUUUAA
Molecule: messenger RNA, 6064 nt
Organism: Peromyscus californicus insignis
Lineage: Eukaryota; Metazoa; Chordata; Mammalia; Rodentia; Cricetidae
Product: H-2 class I histocompatibility antigen, Q10 alpha chain-like
Exons: 6
Coding region: 177-1247 (356 amino acids)
Biological process (GO): antigen processing and presentation of endogenous peptide antigen via MHC class Ib; immune response; positive regulation of T cell mediated cytotoxicity
Cellular component (GO): external side of plasma membrane
Molecular function (GO): peptide antigen binding; signaling receptor binding
Source: RefSeq, a predicted model, not a curated record